Linum tenue is the source of this 447-nucleotide messenger RNA. The record is from the annotation of a GenBank genome assembly. NCBI's taxonomy places the organism in Eukaryota, Viridiplantae, Streptophyta, Magnoliopsida, Malpighiales, Linaceae.
UUAAUGAAGAAUGGGUGCUACGGCGGAAGAGAAGGAAUCGGAGAAACCCAAAAUGAGUCACCAUGAUCGUGAUCACGCUGCUGUGGAAGAACAAGAUACGGUCGACACUCGACAGAGUGAACAUGAUUGAUCAUCUUCCCGAGCAAAUUCUCUUCCACAUUCUCCCUUUCUCGACACCAAGUCCCUUGUCCGAACCAGCGUCCUGUGCAAAAGAUGGAAGACCUUGUGGAAAGCCACCCCUGCUCUCAAUUUCUCUUGCUGCGAUGAGCCGAGUCGCAGAGUACACGUAGAAAAGCUUCUUCUGUCUCUCAGCUCCGAUCAAAAGAAGUCUCUCAGGCUGGUCAGUUCUUAUGCCAAUCCAACGACAAGAACAGGUUCUGCAAUUGUUCCUAGUUUGAAGCGCUUGAAGCUGCUCCGUUGCAAGGCGGUGGAUCUCAUAAUAGUGUC